AUGGGCUUCCACCGUUCCUCCAUUGGCCGCAUCCUUGACAUGUACCCUUGCCUCCUCACCUCUGACCUCCAUCUCCACCUGUACCCCACCUUUGAUUUCCUCUUCAAUGAAGUCGAAAUCUCAUUUGAUGAUAUAUCUAGGUCAAUCACUCGCUGUCCCAGAUUGUUAGUUUCCAGUGUGUCUCAUCAAUUAAGGCCUGCUUUUGUUUUUCUAAAAGAUUUGGGCUUUGUGGGUCCACAUAAGUUAAAUUAUCAAACUGCUUUGUUGCUUGUUUAUAAUGUGGAGAGAAGUUUGAUGGGUAAGAUUGAGUUUUUGAUGGGGUUGGGGUUUGAGUUUAGCGAGGUUAAAAAUAUGGUCGUGAGGGCACCCGGGAUUUUGACUCUCAGUGUGGACAGGAAUUUGGGGCCUAAAGUUGAUUACUUUGUGAGAGAAAUGAAUGCGGAUUUAGAGGAACUGAAGAAGUUUCCGCAGUUCUUUUCGUUUAGUUUGGAGAGGAAGAUUAAGCCUAGGCAUAGAAUGUUGGUGGAGUGUGGAUUGAAGAUGCCAUUGUCGAGAAUGCUGAAGGUUAACGAUGGGGAAUUCAAUGCUAGAUUGUUUGAAAUGCGGCUGAGAAUGGCUGAGAAGAGUUAA
This is a messenger RNA of Dovyalis caffra, 630 nucleotides long. The record is from the annotation of a GenBank genome assembly. Lineage: Eukaryota; Viridiplantae; Streptophyta; Magnoliopsida; Malpighiales; Salicaceae.